This is a messenger RNA of Zingiber officinale, 2275 nucleotides long. RefSeq names its product enhancer of polycomb-like protein 1. The record is from RefSeq and is a predicted model, not a curated record. The transcript is spliced from 14 exons. Lineage: Eukaryota; Viridiplantae; Streptophyta; Magnoliopsida; Zingiberales; Zingiberaceae. Gene Ontology annotation, biological process: regulation of transcription by RNA polymerase II. Gene Ontology annotation, cellular component: piccolo histone acetyltransferase complex. The coding region runs from base 610 to 1905 and encodes 431 amino acids.
UUUCUCUGAGGCCUCUUGUUUCUUCCCUCGCUUUUUAUUUUUCUCUUCUUCCUCCGUUCAAACCCUAGAAAUCCAACCACAAUAACCCCCAUCACUCACCGGCUUCUCCUCCCCUCCCAAAUUCUCGGAAUCCUCCAGUCUUCUCGGCCGCCCUCCGCUCCCGCUCCCAAACGUCGCCGGCUCCUCGAUCCCGGGCCCUAACCGUCCUCGUUCCGGGAAGAGCUGUGGCUCACAAGCGCUCUUCAAAUUGCCAUCGGGUCGUCUAUUGUCUCCCCCCUGCAAGCCUUCCUUGCACGCGAGGAGUCAAGUUUCGUUGAAAAAUCCGGCGCCUUGGUGGUCUUCCUCGUCGGUUCGAAUCUAGGGCGUUAGCAUAUUGUAGAAAAAUUGCAUUUUGAGCUGCGCGCACGUGUUUUUGGGACGGGUUCGGAGUUUGAAGACACUGAGAAUUAAGGGUUUGACUUUGCUUGAGCUUGUUGUGGAAUUCGGGCAGCUGAACUCUGCUUUGCCAAAACCUUGUCGUAGCUGGGGAGCCCUAGUAGCCUGGAAGAGUUGUGUAGUGAGCUGAUCAGAGGAAUCAAAUUGGUACUGGAAUAGGGAUGAAGGUUUGAUAUGAGUAGACUGUCAUUUAGGCCUCGUCCUCUUGACAUUCACAAGAAGCUCCCUAUUGUAAAAUCUAUUAAAGAGUUCGAGGAGGACGAUGUUCCUACUGCCACUAGUUCAACCCGAAAUUCUCUCCUGCCACGGGUUGCAACUGCCCAUGACAGUGAGAAGCAUCGAACUCUUGGAAAGAAAAUUUCACAAGAAAUUCCUACUCCCCAAUUCAGCACUGUGGAAACAUAUGAAAGAGAUUAUUCUCAGACCUUUUCUCAAACAACUAGUUACAUACAUGCAAGAGGAGCCAGGGCUGAGAUUGGUGAAUUUGUCGAGUAUGAUUUGGAUAAUGAGGAUGAGGAUUGGCUUGAAGAGUUUAACAAUGAGAGGAAGAUUCUGUCACCAGAAAAGUUUGAGACCCUCCUGUUCAAGUUAGAGAUUUUGGAUCAUAAAGCUCGAGAAAGAGCAGGAGUUCUAACACCUACAUUUGGAGCUCCUGUUCCUGUUCUUUUGCAGCUUGAAUCUGCAGCAGAGGCUUUGCAAUCUCUAUCUGUGCGUUCCAUCAUUUUGCAAUCAAUAUAUAAUUACUGGAAAUCAAAGCGAGAACAGUGGCAAAAACCUAUUUUGCAUCACUUGCAGCCUCCUCCCCCAGUAAACGACACUAAUCCAUAUAAUGUGUUUAGACCCAGGGAAAAGGCACAUCGCCUUCAUACAAGAAGGAUGCAAAGGAGGGAAAAUAAUGUUCAAUCCUUUGAAAAGCUUCGGCAGGUCAGGCUUAGCUUGGAGCAGGCCAAGAGAGUGGUAGAAGCCUUGAUUAAGAGGGAACAGAAGAAACGAGAAUUCAUGGAAUGCGCGGUUAAUCUCCAACGCACCAAGUUGAAGUAUAAGCAUGAGGCACAACUUGUCGACGACAGAAUGGCAUUGUCUGGUUUUCCAGCAUCAUGGAAGUUUACUUCCAGUGAUGAUGAUGAUGAUGAUGAUGAUAUGGAUACCGACUACACACAAUCUUGGCCCGCCUCAUUUUAUCCAAAUUAUGCAGAUUCUAAUCUUAUGGUUGUUCGCAAAGAGCCAAUAAAGCGAGAAUUAAAACAGAGAUAUGUAUCGGAUGGAUGGCUGCAGAGAAUGGAUCCUGAUGAGCCAAUAAUGCUUUUCUCAAAACCUCUGGAUUCAGAUAGACUCGCAGCCUUUGGCAUUAUGCCACCAUCUCAUCCGCCCACUGAUGAUGGAUCAGUCAUACCGGCCUUCCGUGCCAGGAUUGGUCGCGGAGGACGUAUAAUCUUUGACCGUUGUGAUCCGCAUUUGCCAUUAGAUUAAGCCUUUCGAUAACACUGAUUCUAUAGCAUUAGGGUUCUUUGAUGCAAGCCAAGAAGCAAGCGCGACUGACUCAAAGGUCGUGUGCUGAUUUAAGAUGAAAGAGGUAUGACUCGUGGCCAGGCAUGGAGAGGUUUUUCGAACUGGCCAUGGUGAUCGCUUCUCGGUCUCUCUACCAUUGGACACUUAUUUGUCUUAGAUUAAAGGCUAAGCAUUCUUUGUUCCUUGUUCUACUAUUGUGGAUUUGAGUUUACUUCCAAUGCUUGCUAUUUUGGGUUAACUCUUUGACGCGAUGAAUAUGAUGGCUCGUGCUUGGAUAGGGGCUCAGGAUCAGCUUCAUGAAAAUCUUAUAUUCUCCAAGGAGGUUUUACCA